Plasmodium berghei ANKA is the source of this 594-nucleotide messenger RNA. RefSeq names its product conserved Plasmodium protein, unknown function. The coding region runs from base 1 to 594 and encodes 197 amino acids. The record is from RefSeq and is a predicted model, not a curated record. Lineage: Eukaryota; Apicomplexa; Aconoidasida; Haemosporida; Plasmodiidae. The transcript has a single exon.
AUGGAGAAAGCAUUUGCAGGCGCAUGUGUUCAGAGCCUGUUUGAACCCAAAAAUGAAUUUUCCCUUUGUAUAAAUAAAUCAAUAAAACUAAUUUUAAAAAAUAUAGAGGAAAAUAACAGUGACGAUAAAACUACAGAUACAAGUAUUAUAAAUGAAAAACAAAAAAAUUAUUUGGAUGAAAAUAUAUCGAUUUUAAAUGGAUAUCUUUAUUUUAACAGAAUCGAAAAUAGCAUAAAUAUGCUGAAUACUGAAUUGUCGACUAUAAAAAGUGAUUUUAUGUUUUUAAGCAAACGAACAAUAUGUGAUGUAAAAAAAUUAAAAAGAAUUAAAAAAAAAAAUAAAGUAUACAAAAGAUUAUUAGAACAAAUCAAAAAAUAUCGAAAAAGAAAAGAAAUUUAUGAAAUUUUGUCUAUAGAAGGUCAAAAAUUAGAAAAUGUUAGUACCCUUCAAAAUAUGCAAAAUAAAGAAAAAAAUGAAAUUCAAAAAUUAAAAAAAAAAAUACAAACCAUUGAAAAUAAUAUCAAAUUAAAUGAUGAAAAUAUUCAAAAAGCCAUUCACAAAAUUGAUGAGGCUCUCUUAACAUAUUUACCAUAG